GCUCGCUCGCUCGCUGCUCAGGUUUUGGACGAUCAAAUAUCCAAACUUGCAAGUUAAACAUCAUGUUUAAGAAGUCCUUUGAUGUGAAAUCCCACCAACGCUUGUCUGGAGCUGAUAAGAAGAAAUUAAGGAGAACUGUGAAGGACAAGUUCCCGCAUGCUUCAGAUGCUGAUCUUGAUCUCAUUCUUCCUCCAAAGGCGGAGAUUGUAUUAGCGAAGUACCCAAAUCGUGCACAUGUGUAUAGCAUAGAAGGAGGGUUUCCAAUAUUCUUUGAUGUUGAUGGACGAGGAUCUGAAAUAUAUCCUACAGUGUAUGCGCUAUGGAAAGCUCCUGAACUUUUACCUUGUUUUCUGCUCAAGGGCGGUGAAGUAUCUCGGUUUGUUAUUGGAGGUGCUGAUUUGAUGUUCCCUGGCAUCAGCAUACCUCCUGAAGGUCUGCCUUCAUUCUUGGCUGGGCAGCCUUGGGCAGUGAAAGUUCCUGGAAAUCCAGCACCAAUUGCAGUUGGAAGCACCACAAUGAGUAGUCAAGAUGCACUUAAAGCUGGUUUGCGUGGAAAGGCUUUGCGGAUAACACAUUAUUAUCGUGAUUCCUUGUGGGAAUCAGUCGAUGUUUGUUAUGUUCCAAAUGGAGGAUUUCUUGAUGAUGUUGUUAUUGAGGACCCUGCUUUGGUUUCAGCUAUGCCUCAAAAUGAUUUGAAUGACACACACUAUGUCACUGUGAAGGAAGAUGAAGGGGACUUGCAUGAUGUUUCAGAGGCAAAUGCUGAUGUUGUUAUUGAUACAUCAGCCUCUGCUGACAUGCCUAAUGUCUCUGAAGAAAUAGCCACUGAUAUGAGUGGAUUACAUGUAACAGAAAAUGCUGCUGGUGAAGAACCUGGUGUUGAGAAGGAAACAACGAGUUUGUCUAGUGAAGAUGUUGAUUCUCUUCUGGACAAAUGCCUUUUACAAGCUCUACAUAGAAGUGUCAAAGAUAAAGACCUCCCCAUGCCUGGGAGCACGCUAUGGUCAAAUCAUGUAUUACCUUGCCGGCCUUCAGGGAUCACUUUGGACAUCAAGAAAUCAUCUCACAAGAAACUCUCCAAGUGGUUGCUGUCAAAAUCUUCUGCUGGGCUGAUAUCAGCCAAGGAAGACAAGUAUAAGAAAGAGAUUGUGUUACUGGCUAUUAACAGAACACAUCCAGACUACACAUCCUUCAAACCAGAGAAAAGAUCGACAGAGACUAUUGAACCAAAGCAUGAGACAUCAUCUAGUGAAGGCCUUCGGAGCAGAUCGCUGUUUGAGGUUGUUGAGAUUUAUAAAUCUAGUUCACAUGUUAAUCCAAUCUUAACUUCUGUUGGAGCUGAUACUGGAAAAUAUUUUAGUGCAUCAGAGGCAAUUGAUAUUGUCUUCAGAUACGUGGAGAACGAGAAUUUGGUCAAGCCAACUGACAAGGCAAUCGUGGUUCUUAAUGCUAUACUUUGUGAUGCUCUUUACAAGGGGACUAUCAAAAAAGGUUCUAGUUACCCAACUGAGAUUCAUAAGAGGGAUUUGGGAGUAACAUUUUUAAAUCGCAUGCAAGUUCACUACAGAGUAUCCAGAGGAAAUGAAGCUGUGGUGCGCAAAGGUGUGGUUAAACCUGUUCAAAUAAUGAGUGAAAGGCGACAAGGUAACAAGAAGGUGACAAAAGUGUCAGGAUUGGAAGCUUUCUUGAUGGAUGCUGAGUUAUUGGCUUCUGAGCUCCAAAAGAAGUUCGCAUGUAGUACAUCUGUUGCAGAACUUCCAGGUAAAAAAGGUCAGUAUGAGGUGUUAGUUCAAGGUGGUGUCAUAGAGGAUCUUGCGAAACACCUCAUGGAUCAUUAUGGUGUUCCAAAGAGAUACAUUGAGGUGCUUGACAAAACCAAGAAAUGAGAAGCAAAGCAUGAUCAAAAUCAAGGUUCGAGUUUCAUAGCUGACUUAUGUUCAUGAGGCUUUUACUCAAGGCUUCCUCCACCUUGAGGGACCAUGCACAUCUUCUCUUCAUCAGAAUGUACUCCCAAGAGAUACAGGACUUUGUCCCGCUCAGCUUAUGCUCAUUGAAUUCCUUGUGUAAAAUAAAGUAUGAAUAUGUCAACAUUAGAAAGUGUUCAACCAAGUUAUAUAUCUUGGUGUAUUAGAAUUAAGGAAAUAGGCCUGAUAUAAAGCAGAGCGCACUUGACAAUAAACUUGAGGCUGUUGAAAGUUGAAUAUUCUGGUACUUGUAAGAUCA
Dioscorea cayenensis subsp. rotundata (Guinea yam) is the source of this 2223-nucleotide messenger RNA. RefSeq names its product eukaryotic translation initiation factor 2D. Lineage: Eukaryota; Viridiplantae; Streptophyta; Magnoliopsida; Dioscoreales; Dioscoreaceae. The record is from RefSeq and is a predicted model, not a curated record. Gene Ontology annotation, biological process: formation of translation preinitiation complex; translational initiation. Gene Ontology annotation, molecular function: translation initiation factor activity.